CGCCCAUGUCCGAACUUUGCGCCUUCGUUUGCCAGUGCAACGGACAUUGCACGGCUCAGCUGAUUACCAUUGGCAUCAGCAGGCGAGGUGAUAGGUAGGUAUCUUAUUAAUACAUCAUCUUAUUUCUGGCAAGCCUGCCUUUGCUUACCCCUCGGACAACAGCAUAAUGCUGCGUUGAGCUAAUGUACCCCCCGGACUCACUUGAUUUUCUCAGGUCUUUUGCUGAUUAUGGGGGCUGCCGAUUCGAAGGCGGCUGUUCAGGAGGCUGUGGAGAAAGUCCGCUCUGAGUCGGUCACUUUCCAAGACCAGAAGCUGUGGGAUGUCAUCAUCAACUCCCCACAGAGUAGCGAAGAUGUUGUGCAAUGGCUGAAAGUGGAAGAACUGCGGCAGAUACGCGAUGAGCGGCCCAGGAACUUUGCGCUGUUUACUCUACAGGUGCUCAUGCGCCUGGAGGAGAUUAUUCACGCCACUCAGAACAUCAAGCCAGGACGAGCCCCGCACAUGCGGGAGAGCUUCUUUGCAGAGGUGCUGGCAUGCCUGCGUUUGAUCAGCAGGCUUCUUCCCAUCCUACUUGAAGAUGCACUGACGAUCGGAGAGGGGGGCUCCGCAGGCUGGGCUUACGCUUUCCUAUGGGAGAACACACUCCCUAAACCUCUGGAAAACAAAGCGCCUCAACAGGGCUCGCCUUCUGCAACCGCACCCCCCAGCGCGCCAAGCGAGGGUCCCAGCGCAGCCUCAGGAACUUCCAGCAGCGAGCCGCAAAAAGAGGUUCCAGCAGAAAAGACAACGUCAGCAAUUGAUCUAAACCCUGCCCCUGCCCCCGCAUCCGGAGAGCUCGUCGGGACUCCCGCACCCGUCUCCCCUCAGGCCUCCGAAGCCGUCUCGCCCUUAGCACCCAAUGAACAGCCGCCAGCUGGCAGCGAGAUCUCGGAGGAGGAACCAGCAGACGGCGCAGCCGGGGGGGCUGACGGGGCAGGAACGCCAACCCCCCGGAAGAAGGGGUCACGGCGGGGGGGUCUGACUGAGGAAGAAAUGAGGGAGGAGGAAGAGAGGCAGGCGCGGAACGUGGGGCGGCGGGUUGUGGACGCGGUUAUGGCUCUGCUGUUCUGUGAAAACUGGACGCUGGCGAUUGGAUCCGUGGGGACUGUGUGGGCGUCUGGCGUCCGAGGUCUGGUAGCCCAGCCAUCCUGGCCGUCGAUGGACUCCAUCCGAGCAGAAACGCUCCGUACGCUUCUGAUCAUCUGCAGCGAACCGCUCUACCUCCCUCCCGGAAAGCAGGCGUCGCAGACCAAGCCGUUCCUGUUCCAAGUCACGGGGAGCGCCAAUGCGCACCCUCGCGCCAAGGACCUCUUCUUUUCGCUGCUUAACCUCAUCAUCUCGUAUCAGCCCGGGGGCUGGGUUCUAAACCAUGGGAAGAACCCCGCGAGCCACCUUAUCGACGUCGCCUCGCACGUCCUUCUCGCGCUCCUCGACUACAGCCCCACCGCCGCCCCGACCCACCCGCACUUGGGCCCUGCGCUGCUGCCGCUGAUGUCAGAGCACCCCCUAACCAAUGGCGGGACGGCAAACGGCACAUCGUCGCUUGCCAACAUUCCGGAAGAAGGACCUUCCAACAUCUUCAGGCAGCUCGUGGCGACCAUAGACGACGUUUCCGACUUCGCCCUCAUCUUCUCCGGUCUCGUCCGGCUCAUCAAGAACCCCGUCGUCAUAAGCGGGGAAGCCGUCGUUCAAAGCACGCGGCGCGUCGACUGCUACCAGGAGAUUCUGGUCCUCUGCUGGAAGCUGCUGGAAGGCAACCCCGCGUUCCUUGAUUACGUGUGCGCGCUGCCGAACGUGUACGAUCUGCUGGAGCCGCUCCUGGCGCUGAUUUACACCGCAAGAACGGACUCGGCCAAGAUCGGUGUGAUGCACGUGGGCGCCUUCAUUUUGCUCCUCCUCAGUUCCCGCCGCAGCUUCGGCGUCGCUCUCAACAAGCCCGCGGCCGCCGCCAACUACGCGCCCCUCGAGCUGCCGCGGAACUUCCGGGGUUGCCACGCAGACGCGCUCAUACACGUCCUCUAUAAGGCUCUGCUCAACGGCGGCGACCGUGUGGCCCCCCUGUACAGCUGUCUCCUUACGAUCCUCGCCAACGUCACCCCCUACACCAAAACCCUCACCAUGACGACCGCUGACCGCAUCGUGACGCUCGUCGAGUUCUUCGCGCACCCGCGGGUCUUCUUUGGCGCCGACGCAAACUACAACUACCUGCGGUACUUGCUCGAGACCGUAAAUAACAUCGUUCAGUAUCAAGCGGACGGCAACCCCGGCUUGAUCUACUGUAUCCUGCGUAAGAGCCCCGUGUUCUGGCGGCUCUUUGCGCUGGAGCUUCCGUCGCCCGACGAUUUGGGGGGGUCAGAUGACCCGCUGUCGGAGGGGGGUGAAGAGGCGUCGACGCCCGGAACGGACGAGGGGGGGGGCACGGACUCCCUGGAGAAACGGCUGUGGACGGAAGCAGCGAAAGGCGGGCAUUGGCUGCCGGCUCUCGUUUCGGGGGGGUCGGGGCCCCCUAGUCCCCGGACGAAAGGGUCAGGGAAAGGGUCGUGGAGGGGGGGGAGGAGAGGACGGCUGGAGGAAGGGGGGAUGACGUGGCUAACACCCGAGUGGCUGGCAAGAGUUCAGGCGGAGCUUCCGCUGGCGACCGUUGAGCGGAUGAUAAAGGCGUUGCAACCGGCGAUCGACAAGUUGCACGCGGAAAAGCCCCGGCUGACUGAGAGGGACGUGUUGGAAUAUUUGAAGGCACUUGGCUGUAACUUGUGGUUGUUUCGCUCAGCAGCCUUGGAAUCAAAGUCUUGCAAGGCUACGAAAGUGAACCUCUCCGGAAAGGUGGCACCGCAAAGUGAUCGACCUGGUCUGCUGAGAUGCAGGGGAUCCCCAGCCCUUGAGCCCCCAAAGCCCUCCCCCCAAAAGAGGGCGCAAUUCCUCCCCAGGGCAAUGGAUGCUCAGAUGUGCCCCGAGUGCAAGAGGGUCACGGCAUUUGUCUCUGACCACUCUGCGGGGGAUACCAUCUGCACCGAGUGCGGCCUUGUCGUUGAAGCGCGCGUGAUUGACGAGACGUCCGAAUGGCGCACGUUCUCGUCCGGAGACACCACUCGCGAUGACCCGAAUCGUGUGGGGGGGCCAACGAACGAACUGCUUUCUGACGGGGGGAUGGGAACCAUUAUUUCAAAGUCAGUCACGGGGGGGGACUUCACGGGGAUGAACCUGAGCCGGUGGCAGAACCGCACAUCAAAUCCGGACCGCAAUCUGCUGUCUGCGUUUCGGACGAUCUCGGAAAUGGCGGAACGGUUGAAUCUGGUGGUGGCGAUCAAAGACCGAGCGUGCGAGAUAUACAAAGAGAUCCAGGACAGCCAGAGCAUAAGGGGGCGGAGCCAGGCAGCGAUAUGCGGGGCCUGCUUAUACAUAGCCUGCCGGCAGGAGGAGAAGGCGCGGUCGUUCAAGGAGAUAGGCACCGCCACGCAGGCCGCGACGGUGAAAGAGAUCAAAAAGUGUACAGCGUUUGUGGUGAACACUUUGUCGAAGCGGAUGGGGGUGGUUAGCGCGGCUGACUACGUGCGGCGGUUUGCGAGUAACCUGGAUUUGAAGCAUAAGUUUGUCCAGGCUGCGGAAGAGGUUGUGCGACGCUUUGAUGCGUACAAAGACAAGGGCAGGAGCCCUAUUUCGGUUGCGGCGGGGGUGAUCUUCAUGCUGUCCCAACUGACUGAGGAUGACCGCAGGACCUGGAAGGAAGUUUCGCAAGCAUCGGGGGUUUCGGAAGGAACAUUAAAACUCAGUUAUGCGGACCUGUACCCCUACAGAGAGCAGCUGAUCCCAGAAAGCUUUGCUUCCCCUGAGAAGGUGCGCUUGCUUAGCGCUACGUUCAAAUCUCGCUAGAAGCGUAUGCACAGUAUCUGGUGUACUUUAAAGAGCUUAAAGCUCAAGUGCGCUCCCGGCCAGCAAUCUGACGAGAACAUCUAGAAGUUCUAUACAGACUUAGUGCUAGAUUGACAGGCCGAAGAGAUGGGCCAUGAAAAUCGUAUGCUUUAGCCUAGGUUGAUUCCAAAGGGCCAACGCACUUGUUCCCUUUUCAAUGUUCACAACUGCAUCACUCGGAGCUUUGAGUACGUUUUGAGAAGCUGUUCGGUGUCGUUGGAAAGUUUCAAUCUGUCGUCAACCAAACGGAUGAAACCAACUUGCGCU
Klebsormidium nitens is the source of this 4215-nucleotide messenger RNA. NCBI's taxonomy places the organism in Eukaryota, Viridiplantae, Streptophyta, Klebsormidiophyceae, Klebsormidiales, Klebsormidiaceae. The record is from the annotation of a GenBank genome assembly.